This is a messenger RNA of Pelobates fuscus (common spadefoot toad), 15719 nucleotides long. RefSeq lists its product as uncharacterized. The record is from RefSeq and is a predicted model, not a curated record. Bases 128 to 14572 code for a protein of 4814 amino acids. Gene Ontology annotation, biological process: cell-substrate adhesion; L-arabinose metabolic process; blood coagulation. The transcript is spliced from 130 exons. Gene Ontology annotation, cellular component: extracellular matrix. NCBI's taxonomy places the organism in Eukaryota, Metazoa, Chordata, Amphibia, Anura, Pelobatidae. Gene Ontology annotation, molecular function: alpha-L-arabinofuranosidase activity.
UUGCUCUGCUAUUUGGAGAGUGCUGUUUUGGUGACAGUAAUGUUAACACUGCCAUAGUAACAGAACGUGGAAGGUAUAGACUUGGAGGCUACUUUUUAAGCUAGUAUUGCACAUACUGGCUAGAGCCAUGAGUAUUCUCCCAGUCUUGGUACUGACGGCCCUGUGCCUCUUCGCCAGCGCAUCAUCUGAUAAAGCAAGUUGCACAUUUAAUGGAAAGACCUUCAAAGAUGGAGAGACAAUUCUUGACAAAUGCCAGAUUUGCGAGUGUGUCGAUGGAGAAAUAAAAGACUGCUCAGUAAAUGCAAACUGCAAAGCAGAGACUGUGACUCAACAAGAAGAACACAAUGCUGCUAUUAAUUAUGAAGAUGACCCAAAUGUAAUUGGAAGCAGCAAUGGGAAUUCCUCAAAUCGUAAAAAGCGUGGCCUGCCUCGAAAACAGGAAAUGAAAGUCAACUUUCCAAAUGUUGCGCUAAAUUCAAUUGGCCUGAAGGGCAAUUUAGAAAUUGGUGUUGCAAAAAUAGAGCUUGGAGGUGGAGAACGUCAUGGACACCAUGAAUUAAGUACUAGCUGGGAAGGGAAGAAGACAAUCAUUGGUGGAGGUAUGAGCGGAGAAAUAGAAGGAAGCAAACAUUCAGUUGGCCUGAAAGGCAAUGUAGAAAUUGGUGGUGCCAAAAUAGUGCUUGGAGGUGGAGAAGGUCAUGGACACCAUGAAUUCAGUACUAGCUGGGAAGGGAAGAAGACAAUCAUUGGUGGAGGUGUGAGCGGAGAAAUAGAAGGAAGCAAACAUUCAAUUGGAUUGAAUGGUGAUGUAGAACUUGGUGGUGCAAAAAUAGAACUUGGAGGUGGAGAAGGUAAUGGACACCGUGAAUUCAGUACUAGCUGGGAAGGGAAGAAGACAAUCAUUGGUGGAGGUGUGAGCGGAGAAUUAGAAGGAAGCAAACAUUCAGUUGUCCUGAAUGGCAAUGUAGAAAUUGGUGGUGCCAAAAUAGAGCUUGGAGGUGGAGAAGGUCAUGGACACCAUGAAUUCAGUACUAGCUGGGAAGGGAAGAAGACAAUCAUUGGUGGAGGUGUGAGCGGAGAAAUAGAAGGAAGCAAACAUUCAAUUGGAUUGAAUGGUGAUGUAGAACUUGGUGGUGCAAAAAUAGAACUUGGAGGUGAAAAAGGUCAUGGACACCGUGAAUUCAGUACUAGCUCGAAAGGGAAGAAGACAAUCAUUGGUGGAGGUGUGAGCGGAGAAAUAGAAGGAAGCAAACAAUCAGUUGGCCUGAAUGGCAAUGUAGAAAUUGGCGGUGCCAAAAUAGAGCUUGGAGGUGGAGAAGGUCAUGGACACCAUGAAUUCAGUACUAGCUGGGAAGGGAAGAAGACAAUAAUUGGUGGAGGUGUGAGCGGAGAAAUAGAAGGAAGCAAACAUUCAAUUGGAUUGAAUGGUGAUGUAGAACUUGGUGGUGCAAAAAUAGAACUUGGAGGUGGAGAAGGUCAUGGACACCGUGAAUUCAGUACUAGCUGGGAAGGGAAGAAGACAAUCAUUGGUGGAGGUGUGAGCGGAGAAUUAGAAGGAAGCAAACAUUCAGUUGGCCUGAAUGGCAACGUAGAAAUUGGUGGUGCCAAAAUAGAGCUUGGAGGUGGAGAAGGUAAUGGACACCAUGAAUUCAGUACUAGCUGGGAAGGGAAGAAGACAAUCAUUGGUGGAGGUGUGAGCGGAGAAAUAGAAGGAAGUAAACAUUCAAUUGGAUUGAAUGGUGAUGUAGAACUUGGUGGUGCAAAAAUAGAACUUGGAGGUGGAAAAGGUCAUGGACACCAUGAAUUCAGUACUAGCUGGGAAGGGAAGAAGACAAUCAUUGGUGGAGGUGUGAGCGGAGAAAUAGAAGGAAGCAAACAUUCAAUUGGAUUGAAUGGUGAUGUAGAACUUGGUGGUGCAAAAAUAGAACUUGGAGGUGGAGAAGGUCAUGGACACCGUGAAUUCAGUACUAGCUGGGAAGGGAAGAAGACAAUCAUUGGUGGAGGUGUGAGCGGAGAAUUAGAAGGAAGCAAACAUUCAGUUGGCCUGAAUGGCAACGUAGAAAUUGGUGGUGCCAAAAUAGAGCUUGGAGGUGGAGAAGGUAAUGGACACCAUGAAUUCAGUACUAGCUGGGAAGGGAAGAAGACAAUCAUUGGUGGAGGUGUGAGCGGAGAAAUAGAAGGAAGUAAACAUUCAAUUGGAUUGAAUGGUGAUGUAGAACUUGGUGGUGCAAAAAUAGAACUUGGAGGUGGAAAAGGUCAUGGACACCAUGAAUUCAGUACUAGCUGGGAAGGGAAGAAGACAAUCAUUGGUGGAGGUGUGAGCGGAGAAAUAGAAGGAAGCAAACAUUCAAUUGGAUUGAAUGGUGAUGUAGAACUUGGUGGUGCAAAAAUAGAACUUGGAGGUGGAGAAGGUCAUGGACACCGUGAAUUCAGUACUAGCUGGGAAGGGAAGAAGACAAUCAUUGGUGGAGGUGUGAGCGGAGAAUUAGAAGGAAGCAAACAUUCAGUUGGCCUGAAUGGCAAUGUAGAAAUUGGUGGUGCCAAAAUAGAGCUUGGAGGUGGAGAAGGUCAUGGACACCAUGAAUUCAGUACUAGCUGGGAAGGGAAGAAGACAAUCAUUGGUGGAGGUGUGAGCAGAGAAAUAGAAGGAAGCAAACAUUCAAUUGGAUUGAAUGGUGAUGUAGAACUUGGUGGUGCAAAAAUAGAACUUGGAGGUGGAAAAGGUCAUGGACACCGUGAAUUCAGUACUAGCUGGGAAGGAAAGAAGACAAUCAUUGGUGGAGGUGUGAGCGGAGAAUUAGAAGGAAGCAAACAUUCAGUUGGCCUGAAUGGCAAUGUAGAAAUUGGUGGUGCCAAAAUAGAGCUUGGAGGUGGAGAAGGUCAUGGACACCAUGAAUUCAGUACUAGCUGGGAAGGGAAGAAGACAAUCAUUGGUGGAGGUGUGAGCGGAGAAAUAGAAGGAAGCAAACAUUCAAUUGGAUUGAAUGGUGAUGUAGAACUUGGUGGUGCAAAAAUAGAACUUGGAGGUGGAAAAGGUCAUGGACACCGUGAAUUCAGUACUAGCUGGGAAGAAAAGAAGACAAUCAUUGGUGGAGGUGUGAGCGGAGAAUUAGAAGGAAGCAAACAUUCAGUUGGCCUGAAUGGCAAUGUAGAAAUUGGUGGUGCCAAAAUAGAGCUUGGAGGUGGAGAAGGUCAUGGACACCAUGAAUUCAGUACUAGCUGGGAAGGGAAGAAGACAAUCAUUGGUGGAGGUGUGAGCAGAGAAAUAGAAGGAAGCAAACAUUCAAUUGGAUUGAAUGGUGAUGUAGAACUUGGUGGUGCAAAAAUAGAACUUGGAGGUGGAAAAGGUCAUGGACACCGUGAAUUCAGUACUAGCUGGGAAGGAAAGAAGACAAUCAUUGGUGGAGGUGUGAGCGGAGAAUUAGAAGGAAGCAAACAUUCAGUUGGCCUGAAUGGCAAUGUAGAAAUUGGUGGUGCCAAAAUAGAGCUUGGAGGUGGAGAAGGUCAUGGACACCAUGAAUUCAGUACUAGCUGGGAAGGGAAGAAGACAAUCAUUGGUGGAGGUGUGAGCGGAGAAAUAGAAGGAAGCAAACAUUCAAUUGGAUUGAAUGGUGAUGUAGAACUUGGUGGUGCAAAAAUAGAACUUGGAGGUGGAAAAGGUCAUGGACACCGUGAAUUCAGUACUAGCUGGGAAGGAAAGAAGACAAUCAUUGGUGGAGGUGUGAGCGGAGAAUUAGAAGGAAGCAAACAAUCAGUUGGCCUGAAUGGCAAUGUAGAAAUUGGCGGUGCCAAAAUAGAGCUUGGAGGUGGAGAAGGUCAUGGACACCAUGAAUUCAGUACUAGCUGGGAAGGGAAGAAGACAAUCAUUGGUGGAGGUGUGAGCGGAGAAAUAGAAGGAAGCAAACAUUCAAUUGGAUUGAAUGGUGAUGUAGAACUUGGUGGUGCAAAAAUAGAACUUGGAGGUGGAGAAGGUCAUGGACACCGUGAAUUCAGUACUAGCUGGGAAGGGAAGAAGACAAUCAUUGGUGGAGGUGUGAGCGGAGAAUUAGAAGGAAGCAAACAUUCAGUUGGCCUGAAUGGCAAUGUAGAAAUUGGUGGUGCCAAAAUAGAGCUUGGAGGUGGAGAAGGUCAUGGACACCAUGAAUUCAGUACUAGCUGGGAAGGGAAGAAGACAAUCAUUGGUGGAGGUGUGAGCAGAGAAAUAGAAGGAAGCAAACAUUCAAUUGGAUUGAAUGGUGAUGUAGAACUUGGUGGUGCAAAAAUAGAACUUGGAGGUGGAAAAGGUCAUGGACACCGUGAAUUCAGUACUAGCUGGGAAGGAAAGAAGACAAUCAUUGGUGGAGGUGUGAGCGGAGAAUUAGAAGGAAGCAAACAUUCAGUUGGCCUGAAUGGCAAUGUAGAAAUUGGUGGUGCCAAAAUAGAGCUUGGAGGUGGAGAAGGUCAUGGACACCAUGAAUUCAGUACUAGCUGGGAAGGGAAGAAGACAAUCAUUGGUGGAGGUGUGAGCGGAGAAAUAGAAGGAAGCAAACAUUCAAUUGGAUUGAAUGGUGAUGUAGAACUUGGUGGUGCAAAAAUAGAACUUGGAGGUGGAAAAGGUCAUGGACACCGUGAAUUCAGUACUAGCUGGGAAGAAAAGAAGACAAUCAUUGGUGGAGGUGUGAGCGGAGAAUUAGAAGGAAGCAAACAUUCAGUUGGCCUGAAUGGCAAUGUAGAAAUUGGUGGUGCCAAAAUAGAGCUUGGAGGUGGAGAAGGUCAUGGACACCAUGAAUUCAGUACUAGCUGGGAAGGGAAGAAGACAAUCAUUGGUGGAGGUGUGAGCAGAGAAAUAGAAGGAAGCAAACAUUCAAUUGGAUUGAAUGGUGAUGUAGAACUUGGUGGUGCAAAAAUAGAACUUGGAGGUGGAAAAGGUCAUGGACACCGUGAAUUCAGUACUAGCUGGGAAGGAAAGAAGACAAUCAUUGGUGGAGGUGUGAGCGGAGAAUUAGAAGGAAGCAAACAUUCAGUUGGCCUGAAUGGCAAUGUAGAAAUUGGUGGUGCCAAAAUAGAGCUUGGAGGUGGAGAAGGUCAUGGACACCAUGAAUUCAGUACUAGCUGGGAAGGGAAGAAGACAAUCAUUGGUGGAGGUGUGAGCGGAGAAAUAGAAGGAAGCAAACAUUCAAUUGGAUUGAAUGGUGAUGUAGAACUUGGUGGUGCAAAAAUAGAACUUGGAGGUGGAAAAGGUCAUGGACACCGUGAAUUCAGUACUAGCUGGGAAGGAAAGAAGACAAUCAUUGGUGGAGGUGUGAGCGGAGAAUUAGAAGGAAGCAAACAAUCAGUUGGCCUGAAUGGCAAUGUAGAAAUUGGCGGUGCCAAAAUAGAGCUUGGAGGUGGAGAAGGUCAUGGACACCAUGAAUUCAGUACUAGCUGGGAAGGGAAGAAGACAAUCAUUGGUGGAGGUGUGAGCGGAGAAAUAGAAGGAAGCAAACAUUCAAUUGGAUUGAAUGGUGAUGUAGAACUUGGUGGUGCAAAAAUAGAACUUGGAGGUGGAGAAGGUCAUGGACACCGUGAAUUCAGUACUAGCUGGGAAGGGAAGAAGACAAUCAUUGGUGGAGGUGUGAGCGGAGAAUUAGAAGGAAGCAAACAUUCAGUUGGCCUGAAUGGCAAUGUAGAAAUUGGUGGUGCCAAAAUAGAGCUUGGAGGUGGAGAAGGUCAUGGACACCAUGAAUUCAGUACUAGCUGGGAAGGGAAGAAGACAAUCAUUGGUGGAGGUGUGAGCAGAGAAAUAGAAGGAAGCAAACAUUCAAUUGGAUUGAAUGGUGAUGUAGAACUUGGUGGUGCAAAAAUAGAACUUGGAGGUGGAAAAGGUCAUGGACACCGUGAAUUCAGUACUAGCUGGGAAGGAAAGAAGACAAUCAUUGGUGGAGGUGUGAGCGGAGAAUUAGAAGGAAGCAAACAUUCAGUUGGCCUGAAUGGCAAUGUAGAAAUUGGUGGUGCCAAAAUAGAGCUUGGAGGUGGAGAAGGUCAUGGACACCAUGAAUUCAGUACUAGCUGGGAAGGGAAGAAGACAAUCAUUGGUGGAGGUGUGAGCGGAGAAAUAGAAGGAAGCAAACAUUCAAUUGGAUUGAAUGGUGAUGUAGAACUUGGUGGUGCAAAAAUAGAACUUGGAGGUGGAAAAGGUCAUGGACACCAUGAAUUCAGUACUAGCUGGGAAGGGAAGAAGACAAUCAUUGGUGGAGGUGUGAGCGGAGAAAUAGAAGGAAGCAAACAUUCACUUGGUUUGAAUGGUGAUGUAAAAAUUGGUGGUGCAAAAAUAGAGCUUGGAGGUGGAGCAGGCCACAGACACCAUGAAUUCAAUACGACAUGGGAAGUGAAGAAGACUAUCAGUGGUGGAGGAGAGAGUGGAGAAUUAGAAGGAAUCAAACAUGGUGAAAAUGUACAAGUGGGUGGCGAAGCUGGCAACUUGAAGGUGAAAGAUGAGGAUAGUGACCAGAAUGAGAAACACGACUUCAACAGCGAGGAGGUAACAGCCACUUUCCAUGGAAAGGUUGAGGGUGGCUGGAAGAAAAAUUGGAAGGAGGAAUCAAGUGAGGAGAGAAAAGACUCAUUCAAAUCAAGAAAAAAUUUCCAUGGUGUAACUGUACAGUUAGGUGGCGAAGCUGCCAGCGUGGAGUUAAACGGGAAAUUCGGCCAUAAAAAUAAGAAACACGAGGAAGGUGGCAGUAACAGUGAGGAGGAAACGGACAAGUCUAGUAGAAAGAAGGGUUGGAAGAAAACAUCUGAGAGUGAAGAGAUUCAUUCAAGUGAAAAUACAGAAGACUCAUUCAACAAAGAAAAACGACGCGGGGGUGGUAAACAGAAAUUUGCAUCUUCAAGCGAGCAGAGUACAAUCACCAUUAAAGGUAAAGGAAAGGGUGGAUGGAAGAAGUUCUCUGAAAGUGAAAGCUCCAUUGAAGAGGAAAAAAGCUCUUUCAAAAAACAUAAAGGCACUCACGUAAAAGGAACGUUUGAAGAAAAGACCCAACAUGGUCAUGCCUAUGGGCACAAUAAUAAGGGGAAGACUACCAAGUGGGGAUUCAAAGAUGGAGAAAAUGAGAGUCAUGAUGAAUCAUCUGAAGAGAAAUUUAAAAAAACUAUAGAAGAUAUUGACCUGGAAAUUGAAGAAACUGGUACAGUUGCUACUCCAACCGAGAUUCCUGUAACCGUGUACGAACCUCCUGUCAUCACUGAACGUGUUCCCUUACUAUAUACUGAAAAUGAAGUCAAAUCAAUCGUUACAGAGCCAGAAACUCUCCCUAUCACCAGAGGCCCACCGAUAGACUGUAUAUUUAAUAAAAACUCAGUGGCUGAUGGAGACUCCUUGGUACUUAAUUGUGUUACUUGCACUUGCAUCAGUGGAUCACUUACAUGUGUUAAAAACCUUGACUGCCCAGGAAUAUGUUCAAUUACUGGAUAUCAGAUGGUUCGCACAUUUGAUGGCACCUUGUAUGAAAAUCCUGGAACUUGCAGCUAUGUUUUGGUAAAAACACCCAGUUACUCUAUCACCCUGAACAACAAGCCCUGCGUUGAAUUGAGAAAUGGUAUACAGGAUCCAAAGGCUGUGUGUAUUGAAUCGGUGGACAUCUAUAUACCUCUUAUAGCCAGCUUAAGCCUCUCAUAUGAUGGCACAAUAACCUCUGCAGGAAAACAGUCUGCUAUUCCAUAUUUUAUUCAUGAUACCAUCACCAUUCUCAGAAGCUCAUCUGUCUUCCUGGAUGUGGCUAGUGACUUCUUUAACCUGCAAUAUGACUUCAAGGGGAACCGGCUUUACGUGAUCCUUCAGAACAGCUACAAGGACCAAACCAGUGGUUUGUGCGGAACUUACAAUGACAACCGUAAUGAUGACUACAGGAGCUCACUUGAUAUAACAGAGACAGUUUCUGGUUUAUUCGCUGUAUCUUGGAAAACCCCAGGCCAGUGCGCAGACAAACCCAAAGAAGCGGAAAAUGAAGAUAAACGUGUGACUGCUGAAUUAACAUGCACUAGUACUUUCCAAGAUUCCAUCUUUGAAGAUUGUCGUCUUCUGAUUGACACUCAUGGCUACCAAGCUUCUUGUGCCAACAGUAUCUACUAUGGCAACUCCGAAGGAUUUUGCUCUGCUAUUGCAGACUAUGCCUAUCGCUGUGCCAGGGCAGGCAUCUUCAUUCCUGUGAGCUCUACAUUCACUUUCUGCACCCCUACAUGUCAAGAAGACAUGCUUCUUAGUUCAGACAACCUUUUCACCCAACAAGACUGUGCUGAAUAUUCGGCUACUCUAUUGAAGAUCUCAUCCAGCAUUCCUCUGAACGAAGCCUGCAUCUGUCCUCGUGAUUUGUAUUAUGAUGCAACUUUAGAUCGAUGUGUCAGUGGUGAGCAAUGUCCCUGCUACGUCAACAAUGAUGUGUACAAACUAGGUCAGAAUAUCACAUUCCCCAAUGGAGAAUCAUGCCCCUGUGAAAGAAUACUACAGUGCAGCGGAACAGAUAAACCUGACAAUGGUGGAGUGAUUAAAGAAUGCCCAGAAAAUGAAAUAUUCUCUGAUUGCUCCCUGGGAUAUGGGAAAUCUUGUGAACCCAGCUGUGAAUUCCUGGCUGUGCUUGACCAGGGCUGCGGUGCAGAAUGCGCAACAGGCUGUAUCUGCAAACACGGUCUAUUGAGAGGUAGCGAUGGAAACUGCAUCCCACUGAACGAAUGUCCAUGUAUUCACGGAGAUGAUGUAUACAACCCUGGAGAAACACUGGCCAGUGACUGCAAUACUUGCACGUGUGAAAAUGGCAAAUUCUCCUGUACCACCAAUCCUUGCAAUAAAGUGUGUAAUGCAUAUGCCGGAUCCCAGUUCUUCCUCUUUGACAAUAUCUGGAAGACAUAUACCACAAGGGAUUGCCCAGUUGUCCUAGUGCAGUCUCGAGAGGAUGCUGUUCCAAACUUCCGUGUUAUCAUGCAAAAUGUCCGGUCUGAAUCUGUUGGAGGAGCUUUGGCCAGAAAAUAUAUUACCAUUGCAUUUGAAGGCAUUAGUGUAGCGCUGACCGAGGGAGAGCCUAGUGUGGUAUAUGAUCCUAACAGCAAAGCUCAAGUUAAGAUCUACCGUUCUGGAUUCUACGUAGUAGCCCAUUUCACAGAAGGUCUUACUGUCUACUAUGAUCAACAUCUGGAUGUCAUUGUUCAACUUGAGCCAAGCCUACAGGGCAAGGUUCUGGGAAUGUGCGGUGAUGCUGAUGGAUCAACAACUACUGAACUGGCCAUAAGUAACAUGGAGCAAUAUGCAUCACAAUAUCUUUUGGGAGAGUGCGCAGAACCAGAGGUACCACCCUUCGUUCCAAGUGACAACCACAGGAGUUACGUUGAGAAACGUUGCAGUGUGCUUAAGAGCUCAGAAUUUGCACUGUGCCAUACUGAGGUCAAUGUCCAACCUUAUUACGCAGCUUGCGUAGAAGAGACAGAGAGCUGCAGAGAAGGGGAAAGCUGCCUCUGCUUCUGCACAUCACUUGCUGCUUAUGCCCGUGCCUGUUGUCGUAAGGGCAUCACCAUUGACUGGAGAAAUCCUGACACAUGCCCAUCUCCCUGUGAAUAUUACAACCGAGCUUCUGGAGAAGGACCUUAUCGUUUGAUCAUGUUGAAUGGCAACACACUGGUGACAGAUUUUGUUACCAAGAAAGUAUAUGUGAUCCAGGAUGAUUUGCCAAAUAACUUAGCUGCAACCUUCAUGGUCACGCCAAGCCUCUAUAUUGACUCACUGAAUGGCAGGAAGUUAGUUUCACUAGAAUCCGCCGAACAUCCAAAUUUCUUCAUCGUUCAAAAUAGCGAUGGCAGCCUCAGUCUUCAGAAAUGGCAACCAAGCGUCAGCUUCCGUUCUCAGGCCACAUUCAUCAUGAGAGCAGGUCGCUGGGUCAGAGGCUACAAUGCCUUGGAGUCCUUCACAUCCCGUGGGCAGUAUCUUUCCAUCAAAAAUGAUAACUCAUUAAUUAUGUCCAAGGUGAAGUCUGGAAACAUGCUGGUGAUGAAUUUCAAACUGAGAGAGGAAAGCUUUGGUUUGCCCUCUUUCUCCAUCUGUACUUGGAAGUACAGAGCUUGCAGUAACCCUUGCAUUCCAACAUGCUCAGAUCCUCUUGGAACCAAGUGCACCCUCACACUCAAAGUUGAAGGCUGUUAUCCAAUCUGUGCCCCUGGCAUGGUUUUCGAUGAGAUUACCCAUCGUUGUGUGCGAUUUGAAGACUGUAUUAGCUUUGGUGUGCCCACUACUCCUCCACCGGAGCAAUGUAAGGAUGUGCAGUGCAAAGUAGAGACAUGUGAACAAGGGAAGACCCAAGUAAGAGUUGACUCACCAGAUCCUUGUUGUCCAAAGUACAUUUGUGUUCCAGAACAGACAACUACACCAUCAACUUCAACACUGGAACCAUGUAAGGAUGUGCAGUGCAUAGUAGAGAAAUGUGAACAAUGGGAGACCCAAGUCAGAGUUGACUCACCAGAUCCUUGUUGUCCAAAGUAUAUUUGUGUUCCAGAACAGACAACUACACCAUCAACUUCAACACUGGAACCAUGUAAGGAUGUGAAGUGCAUAGUAGAGAAAUGUGAACAAGGGGAGACCCAAGUCAGAGUUGACUCCACAGAUCCUUGUUGUCCAAAGUAUAUUUGUGUUCCAGAACAGACAACUACACCAUCAACUUCAACACUGGAGCCAUGUAAGGAUGUGCAGUGCAUAGUGGAGAAAUGUGAACAAGGGGAGACCCAAGUCAGAGUUGACUCCACAGAUCCUUGUUGUCCAAAGUAUAUUUGUGUUCCAGAACAGACAACUACACCAUCAACUUCAACACUGGAACCAUGUAAGGAUGUGAAGUGCAUAGUAGAGAAAUGUGAACAAGGGGAGACCCAAGUCAGAGUUGACUCCACAGAUCCUUGUUGUCCAAAGUAUAUUUGUGUUUCAGUACAGACAACUACACCAUCAACUUCAACAGUGGAACCAUGUAAGAAUGUGCAGUGCAUAGUGGAGACAUGUGAACAAGGGGAGAACAAAGUACGAGUUGACUCAACAGAUCCUUGUUGUCCAACGUACAUUUGUGUUCCCGUACUGACAACUACACCAUCAACUACAACACUGGACGCGUGCUGGAAUGUGCACUGCCCAGUGGUGACAUGUAAUGAAGGAGAGAAUUUGGUGAGACUGGAUUCAGCCGAUCCUUGCUGUGCACGCGAAGUGUGUGUUGGAACCACCACAACCACUGUACCAACCACAACAGAAGACAAAUGCAAACAUGUCGUGUGUGAUGUAACAAUAUGUGACAAGAGUGGUUCAUAUGUGAAGGAACUCCCUUGGUCAGAUCCGUGCUGUCCACGUUAUGAGUGUGCAUGCAAGAUGUGUGAAAAUCCUCCGAUAUGUGAAAAUGGAGAACCACCAAUUGCACAAUUUGAUGAAAAUACACAGUGUUGCCCAGUGUAUAUUUGUGGACAGACAAAGACUACGACAACUGUGUCUUCUAAUACACCGAACCCAUGCAGAUAUGUUGAGUGUCCCACUAAAACAUGUAAUUAUGGCGAAUAUCUGGUGGCAAUCAAUGGAACAGACCCAUGCUGUUUAGACAAAAUAUGUAUUCCUGAAGUCACCACUCCAGAACCUCCCAUCUCUACCAUCACUACUCCUUCGCCUUGUGAAAAUGUGCAGUGUCCAACCUCCAAAUGCGAUUUUGGAGAUACUGUCUUGGUGAAAGUAGACUCAGAAAAUCCAUGCUGUGCAUUGUAUGAAUGUGUUCCACCUACUACAACUCCAACAACAGUAACAACAACAAAGGAGAAAUGCUGGGAUAUAGUAUGUCCAGUGCACGACUGUUAUAAGGAAGGAACCUCAAAAGUUGAAAUUAAAAGCGAUGAUCCCUGCUGUAAAGCAUACGAUUGUGAAUGCCAACCAUGCAGCCCAGCUCCCUUCUGCAAUGGAAACAAGCCCAUAAUGAGCAUUGAUCCUGAAACGCAAUGUUGUCCAACCUAUAGAUGUCCACCAGAAAAUCCUCCGACACCUUUCAUCCCUACGACCACCGAGAACCCAUGCAAUGGUAUAGUGUGUGAAUCUGUAACCUGCUCGAAGAAAGGUGAAGUUUUGGUGGAUUUACACGUGACAGGUUCCUGCUGUCCCCAUGUAGUGUGCGAAUGCUCCAACGCGUGCCCAAAUCCUCCUGUGUGUGAAUAUGGCAACACACCAAUAAAAUCUUUCAAUCCUGAAAUUGAAUGUUGUCCAGAAUAUAUAUGCAAUCCCAUUGAACCUACAACACCAACGGUGGAAUGUAAGGACGUUGUUUGCCCAACUAAAACAUGUGAUGAAGAGCACACUCUGGUUGCAGUAUUAGGAAAUGAUCCCUGUUGUUUCGACUAUACUUGUGUGCCACACAUUACAACUACAACUCCUCAAAUUGUCAUCACCACUCCAACCCCAGAGCCUUGCCGCGAUGUUGUGUGCCCACCACCAACCACCUGUAAUCUUGGAGAUACCACCUUGGUAAAGAUCGAUCCAGCCAAUCCUUGCUGUAACAUAAAUGAAUGCAUUGUCGUUCCUGGAACUACAACACCUCACUCAACAACAACACUGGAUCAAUGUAGAGAUGUUACGUGCACACUGCCCGAGUGUUCACGAGACAAUUCUUACCCAUUGUCUCUUGGACAUAUUGAACCCUGCUGUGAAUCAUACACUUGCGUAUGCAAACCAUGUGGCCCACCUCCAUCCUGUGAUGGAUACGAAACGAUUUUUAAUUCUGAAACUCAAUGCUGUCCAACAUACAUUUGUCCUAUUAUUCCAACUACCACACCAAUACCCCCUACAACUACUGAGAAUCCAUGUCUGAAUAUUGUGUGUGAACCUCCAGCACAGUGCAGCAAGAAAGGCGAAACACUAGUGGACGUAUCCUGGGGAAAUACCUGCUGUCGCAAUAUAGUGUGCCAAUGCCCCACGGUGUGUCCUGAUGCUCCAGUAUGUGAAAAUGACAAACCAGCAAUCAAGUAUUUUAAUCCUGAAAUACAAUGUUGUCCAGAAUACGAAUGCCAAAUCGAAGUAACUACUCCAACUCCACUGUUACCCUGUAGAGACGUUGUGUGCCCAACUAAAACAUGUGACGAAAACCACAUUCUGGUGGCAGUAAAGGGAGAUGACCUUUGUUGCUUCGACUAUAUAUGCGAACCAAUUAUUCACUCUACAAUUUCUCUAUGCGUCCAUCUCAAGUUUUACUUUGUAGAUUAUAUGAAUUCUACAAUUAGUGUUGUGUGUUUGUUUAUUUUACAGCCUCCUCCCGAGAGCACUACACCUUUCAUUGAGCCUUGUCACGAUGUUGUGUGUAACACAAAACAUAACUGCAAUCCUGAAGAUGCCAUCCUAAUUAGAUCUGAUCCAGAAAAUCCAUGCUGUUCUAUAUAUGAGUGCAUUCCUCCAACAACAACCACUGUGCCUCCAACAACUACAGAAGAUCAUUGUAGAGAUGUUACAUGCUCAGUGCCUACAUGUUCACGAGAUGGCUCUUAUGCACAACCCACUGGAGGCUUUUAUGCCUGCUGUCCAGAAUACACUUGUGUAUGCAGGCCAUGUGCAUCAAUUCCAUUCUGUAAUGGAGACAAGGCUAUAAUGAGUUUCGAUCCAUUUAACGAAUGUUGCCCAACAUACGAAUGUCCUCCACCACCACCACCACCACCAACAACACCAGGUCUCUGCUCAGGUGUUACAUGUAUUAAGGAUGUUACCUGUAAAUUCAAUGAAAUCGAGAUCCACGAUGUCAACCCCAGUGACCCUUGCUGUCCAUUGUAUCGCUGUGGUAAGCAGAGAAAACCACAAACCACGACGCUCCAUUUAUUUUCUCAGCCAUCUGUUCCUACCACCACCAUUGUGACUUCGUCAAUCUGCAGCAACGUCAAGUGUUACAAAGAUGUUCAAUGUAGACCCGAUGAACCCGUCAUUGAGUUACCCAAUCCAUUUGAUCCCUGCUGCCCCAGAUACGAAUGUGGAACUGUCACACCAACUCCUACAGUCAUUAUCACCACAAGCCAGGUUGAUUGUUCUGCAAGAGUAUGUGAAAGGAAAGUCUGUGGGGACAGUCAAAAACUGGUAGAAAGAGUGAACCCAUUAGAUCCUUGUUGCCCACUUUACACAUGUGAAUGUGAGUGCAAGACCGUCCCAUCAUGCAGCAGUGAUGAAAGACUGGUAGCAGUGCAUCAGUACAACCAGUGCUGUCCCAAACUGAAAUGUGAGAGGAAAAGAGAUGAAUGUCACCCAGUUCCCACUGAAGUGACCCUUACUUCUGGACAAUGUAGUGCUACGGUGGUCCUGUCAUCAUGCAGUGGAUACUGUUACUCUAAGAGUGACUUCGACAGCCUUUGGAACCCGAUCUCCAAAUGUCGUUGCUGCUCUGCAACAAGUACUCAUGCAAAGAACUUUGAGCUUCCCUGUCCAAAUGGUUCAAGAGCUCGUCUAACAGUUCUGGAAGCAAAAGAAUGUGGUUGCAAUAAAUGUUCAGAUAAUGACGAACAUCAUAGCGGUAGCGGAAGCGGUAGUGGUAGUGGAGAAGAGGGCAGUGGGUUCCUGUUAUGGUCAAAUUUGGAAGGAAGAAAUUAAGUUUAUAACAUAGAAUAUAAAAGUGCAAUCCAUGAAUAUAGAAAAUUGUUAAGUAUUUGUUGUUUCAUGCUCUCUCUAUAACUUUGGAGUGAGGUAUUUCCCUAAAGUCUCUAUAUACAUUACUGUGAAUUCCAUUUUAUUUUUUUUUCAUUUUAGCACACUGUCAUUUUGAUAUUUUCUAGCACAGUUUCCAUCUGAUGAGUACAUAUAAUGCCAUUUAUAAAAUAUGUUUUCUAUUUUUUAUAAUCUCAUAAUCUCUAACUAGAACAUCAAUACCUACAUCUCUAAACCCAUGAACAUCUGAAAAAAUGCAAUACUUUUGGUUUUUGACCAAACACAUUUUUUUUUGAGACGUCACAUGACUAACUUCACAUCUACAAAUCACAAAGCACUACAUGAGCCUUGAACAAAUAUUUUUAGGAAAUAAACAAUUAAGUUUAGUUUGCAGAAGUCAGGCAUCUUCAAAUUGUUCUCUUUCGUCCUAAAUGUAACUUGAUAUAGACUAUUAGAUAAAUCUACGGUAUUGUCAGACAUUGUCAUCAAGAACUUCCAUAUUAUAGUUCUCUCAAAUAGAUCAAUGUGCAUGGCAAAGAAUAUGUAUAAGCCCCAAACAGUGAAACUACAAAGUAUUCAUUUUAAGUUCAGUGUGAUGUGGAAUGCGUUGGCUAAAAAGUGGUAAAUGCAUAUCUGUCAAGCAUAGAUUUGCCACUCCAAUUCUGACAUUUCGGAUAUAUCAAAUGGCAUGUUUUUGUUUUUUAUGUUUUAAAAACCGGUACAAUGAAGGAUUUUUAGCACUUUUUUAAUCUAAUGUAACUCCAUUUGUAUUGGAUGAUGUAAAAAAAGAAAUAAUACUUUUCUGGCAAUUUUAUAGAUUUUGUGCGUCAGAAACUGAGUUCAUGCAUAGUGUUUAACACUGUAAAUAAUUAUAAAAUAAGAUGUAUUACAUGGUUCUAGAGAUGUGGGCUCUGUUAAGAUACUUUAUUUGUAUUGUGUGUUAUAUGACAGAUUAUCGCUAUAAAAUUGUCAUGAAAAACAAAAAAAAAUUGUUUUGUAAACAUUUGUUUAUUUUGCCUAAAGUGCAUCAAAGUGAUUUACUGUCUAGAAACAUCUGCUGUAAUUUCUUGAAUAAAUUCUAUUCCUUUAUAAA